Molecule: messenger RNA, 643 nt
Organism: Chinchilla lanigera (long-tailed chinchilla)
Lineage: Eukaryota; Metazoa; Chordata; Mammalia; Rodentia; Chinchillidae
Gene: Sh3bgrl
Product: SH3 domain binding glutamate-rich protein like
Exons: 4
Coding region: 203-547 (114 amino acids)
Cellular component (GO): cytoplasm
Source: RefSeq, a predicted model, not a curated record
CCUUCCGGGGUUUGGGGCUGGACUGCAGUCUUCUGAGCCGGUUGAAAGCAGCUAAGGGCCGAGGCGGGGCUCUGGAGCCUUCCCUUUCUUCCCUCCCCCACACUCCUAAUCUCUGUUGGGCGCCUAGCUCCCUUCUAGCCUCGCUGCAGCUGCUUUGCAGCCGUUUUCAGCAUCCAAACAACCGCAAGCCAGUGUUCCCAGGAUGGUGAUCCGUGUGUAUAUUGCAUCUUCGUCUGGCUCCACGGCGAUUAAGAAGAAACAACAAGAUGUACUUGGUUUCUUAGAAGCCAACAAAAUAGGAUUUGAAGAAAAGGAUAUUGCAGCCAACGAAGAGAAUCGGAAGUGGAUGAGAGAAAAUGUACCUGAAAACAGUCGACCAGCCACAGGGUAUCCUUUGCCCCCUCAGAUUUUCAAUGAAAGCCAGUACCGCGGGGACUAUGAUGCCUUCUUUGAAGCCCGAGAAAAUAAUGCAGUGUAUGCCUUUUUAGGCUUGAAGGCACCACCUGGUUCAAAGGAAGCAGAAGCCCAGGCAAAGCAGCAAGCAUGAACCUUAAGCAUUGUGCCUUAAGCAUUCUGCCUUAAGCAUCUUGAAAAAUGAGUCCCUAUUGCUUUUAUAAAAUAAGUUUUUCAAAUAGCAACAUUA